AUGGCUGACAUCGUUUGGAUAGUUCAGCGCUUUGUCUACCUCUAUGGUCGAAUCGUGGGAGUGUUCAACUUUGAAGUGGACUCUCGAACAGGCCGAGCGAUGAUUACCCGCAGGGCCACGAUCCAGGCGCUGGUGCACAAUAUCUGUCUGAUUGGUCUGCUGUUGUUCCAGCUCCUUCACGACGGUACAUUAUUGGCCCUGAACAGGGCCAAACACCUGGAGGAGUACGUGUUCCUGCUGGUGACUGCGGUGCGCCAAUGGGCAGUUCUGUUCACGUUGGUCAGUCGAUGGCGAUACCGAAGCGAAAUUCUGCGCAUUUGGAAUCGAUUAGCCCGUACGAUUCAAGAGAGGCCUGAAAUGAUACCGCUAUAUCGUCGUGAGAUAUUGCUUAAGUUUAUAUUCACCUUCAUGUCGGACUCUAUGCACAUGAUAUUGGACCUGGGCGCGCUUCGCCAGAAGCUCAGUCCGGCUCUGGCCUUCAAGUUGAUGGUCUGGUGCAUGUACACAUCCAUAUUCAAUAUGAUCGUGGCCCAGUAUUUCAUAGCCAUGCUGCAAGUCAAGGCUCACUAUACAAUGAUUAAGCGGGAACUCCGUGAGCUGAUGAGGGAGACCCAGACCCUCUGUGGCAGCACCAAACGUCGGGGCGGAGUGUUUAUGACCAGAUGCUGCGACUUGUCCGAUCGGCUGGACAGGAUAGCAGAGACACAGUCCGAGCUGAAGGCCCUGGUCGAAAGCAUGUCGCAGAUAUUCCAGAUACAGAGCUUCAGCAUGACCAUCGUCUACUAUCUCUCCACCAUGGGCACCAUUUACUUCGCCUUCUGCACGCUUAGGUACAACACCUCCGGACUGGGCGCCACAAACUGGGGACUGCUGCUGAUCGUCGUCUCCACCGUCUUCUUCUAUGCGGACAACUUCAUGACUAUCUUUAUUGGAUUCACUGUACAGGAUUCCAAUGCAGAGAUAAUGAAAAUACUGGAGGAGCGGACACUGUUUGGCGAGGAAUUGGAUGAACGCCUGGAGGCCUCGUUUGAGAGCUUCCAACUGCAGCUGGCACAAGAUCCUCUAGAAUUCUCUGUUAUGGGUCUCUUUAAGAUGGAACGAGGCCGCGUUAUGGCCAUUUCAAACUCUCUUAUAACCCAUUCCAUUCUACUGAUUCAAUGGGAACUGCAGAACAAUUAA
Messenger RNA from Drosophila obscura, 1179 nucleotides. RefSeq names its product putative gustatory receptor 59c (gene Gr59c). Gene Ontology annotation, cellular component: neuronal cell body; axon; dendrite. Gene Ontology annotation, molecular function: sweet taste receptor activity. Lineage: Eukaryota; Metazoa; Arthropoda; Insecta; Diptera; Drosophilidae. Gene Ontology annotation, biological process: sensory perception of taste. Bases 1 to 1179 code for a protein of 392 amino acids. The transcript has 2 exons. The record is from RefSeq and is a predicted model, not a curated record.